AUGUUCUGUUACCACUGUCCCAUCGGCAGCCUGGGCCCAAGACCUCCUCCUCUGCCUUUCUCUGUUUACUCUCCGGGAUCUCCAUAUGGGAGCUAUGGAUACCAGUCGGAACUGCACGAAGAAGCUUUCGUGCGGAGGAAGCAGCGAAGGAACCGGACGACCUUCACCGUCCAGCAGCUGGAGGAGCUCGAGAAAGCCUUCGCUCAGACGCACUACCCGGACGUGUUCACGCGCGAAGACCUGGCCAUGAAGAUCAACCUGACCGAAGCCAGAGUGCAAGUGUGGUUCCAAAACCGGCGGGCCAAGUGGCGCAAGGCGGAGCGACUGCGGAAAGAACGCGAAGAGAAGGACCGCUCCAGCGACGGCGCUGCCGGAGCCACGUCCUCGGCCGACGGCGGGGGAGAUGCCGGUGCCGACGGGUCCUCCAGGAGUCCGAGGGCGUCCUCGGGAGAAGGCGGCAAGCAGGGGACCCUCUCGAGCGCGACGCUGACCGACGACGACGACGACGACGAGGGCUCCCGGGCGUCGGCGCAGUCCGAGACCCAGGCUGCGUCGUCGACGACGGGCCCGACGUCCUCCGGCCUGGACGGCCGCCUCGAGACCUCCCGGGCGGACCCGUCGAGGCGCGACGGCCCGCUGUCGGCGCCCCACGAGGGCCCCCUGCUGGGCCCCCGAGCCCUGCCGCCGCUGCUGGGGCCUCCGCUGCCCCUGGGCGCCUCCAGGAUGGGCGCCUCGCCGGCGGACCACCCCUUCUUCCGGGACGCCCUGUCGUCGUUCGCGGCCGCCGCGGCCGCCUCCCUGCCGCUGCGAGGCAUGCACCAGCACCAGCUCUUCUCGGCCUUCGCAGACGCGUGA
Messenger RNA from Ixodes scapularis (black-legged tick), 855 nucleotides. Its product is annotated as paired mesoderm homeobox protein 2A. The transcript is spliced from 5 exons. Gene Ontology annotation, molecular function: RNA polymerase II transcription regulatory region sequence-specific DNA binding; DNA-binding transcription factor activity, RNA polymerase II-specific. The record is from RefSeq and is a predicted model, not a curated record. The coding region runs from base 1 to 855 and encodes 284 amino acids. NCBI's taxonomy places the organism in Eukaryota, Metazoa, Arthropoda, Arachnida, Ixodida, Ixodidae. Gene Ontology annotation, biological process: regulation of transcription by RNA polymerase II.